AUGGCCAAAAGCAAGCUUAGUACCGUGCAGCUCCAACUGAUAACUAUCUCGAUGGCGCUCGCCGCCGCCGCCGCCACCACCACCACGCACCUCCGGUUCUACAUGCACGACAUCGUGACAGCAACAGCAGAGAGCCCGGCCACGGGGGUGCGUGUGGCGAGGGGCACAACGCCGCUGCCGGGAGACCCCGGCACCCCUGCCCGCUUCGGCGACAUGCACGUGAUCGACGACCCACUGACGGAGGGUCCCGAUGCGGCGUCGCCGGCAGUGGGGCGCGCGCAGGGGUUCUACCCCUUCGCGGAUCAGCAGCAGCUGGCGGUGAUAUUCUCCCUCAACAUAGUGUUCACGGCGGGGAAGCACAACGGCAGCUACCUCGUCGUCAAUGGAAAGGACGCCUUCUUUGACGAGGUCAGGGAGCUGGCGGUCAUUGGCGGAGCCGGCAGGUUCCGUGGAGCCACCGGUUACGCUCUGCUCAGGACGCACUACUUCAACUCCACCACCAAGAACGCCGUGGUCAAGAUCGACAUGUACCUGCGCGUGUAG
This is a messenger RNA of Miscanthus lutarioriparius, 543 nucleotides long. The record is from the annotation of a GenBank genome assembly. Lineage: Eukaryota; Viridiplantae; Streptophyta; Magnoliopsida; Poales; Poaceae.